AUGUCGUCUUCUAUGCAUUUCUCGCACCUCCGAAAAUGGAUUGCAGCCUCUCCACCAGUCGAGUUCGUCGUGAACAGAGUGAAAGAGCUAUUAAUCGGUGCUUUAAGGCAAGGGCCGAUCCCACAGCAUAUUGCGUUUGUUAUGGACGGGAAUCGACGUUUCGCACGGAGUCAUGGAAUUGAAACCAUUGAAGGUCACCAUUUAGGGUUUGAAGCUUUGGUGAGAAUCCUAGAAGUUUGCUAUAAGAGCGGUGUGAAAGUUGUGACGAUCUACGCUUUCAGUAUCGAGAAUUUCAAUCGAUCCCAAUUUGAGGUCAACGGUCUGAUGGAUAUGGUCAAUGUCAAGCUUGCACAACUCUCUCAACACGGAGACAUUCUGGAUCGAUAUGGAGCCAGUGUACGAUUUCUCGGCCGCAAAGAUAUGCUCAGGCCGGACGUUGUUGCAGCAGUAAACCGAGCUGUCGAGGUAACAAGUCGCAACGGAGACCGUAUCCUGAACAUAUGCUGUCCUUACACAUCCAGAGACGAGAUAGCAGGUGCAAUUCGACAAACGGUGGUUGACUACAGCACGCCAUUGGGAGAAUCAAGAGGCAACAGAGCUCGUAAUCCAUUCUCAGAGUCGCACAUUGCUUCCAACAUUCGAGCACAAACUCUUAAUACGAAAAUCCAAGAUAAUAAUAAUGAUUCUGACUCGAUAUCUGCUGUUUCACAAGAUGAUGAAAAUGGUUCGGCCGGGGGUGAAACUGACGUCAAGGUUUACGAUUCACCGUCUUCAUUUUCGUCAUCUACGACUCUUCAUCUCGCUGGUCAGGCAGAGGAUAAUUCUAGAAAAGGUUCGCCGCUGGCGAAACCUGCAGACCUCGACGGAUCUGGAUUCCCGUCACCAGAGAGUAUUAAUGUACAGACACUUUCCGACCACAUGUAUACCAAAGGGAACCCUCCUGUUGAUAUCUUGAUCCGCACUUCUGGUGUGGAAAGGUUAAGCGACUUUAUGCUCUGGCAGUGCCACGAAAACACGCAGAUCUGUUUCCUUGAUGUACUAUGGCCCGAGUUCGAUUUAUGGCACUUCUUGCCUGUGCUGUGGAAGUGGCAAAGGAGAAUUACAAAGUCGUUGACUGGCGAGACUGGACUCGAGUCCGAUGACUGGAAGAGAGCCAACAACUCCAAUAUGCAUUUCCAACAGACAUCAGCGAUCGAAUCGUAUUAA
Talaromyces proteolyticus is the source of this 1206-nucleotide messenger RNA. RefSeq names its product putative prenyltransferase. Gene Ontology annotation, molecular function: ditrans,polycis-polyprenyl diphosphate synthase [(2E,6E)-farnesyl diphosphate specific] activity. The transcript has 2 exons. The coding region runs from base 1 to 1206 and encodes 401 amino acids. Gene Ontology annotation, cellular component: lipid droplet; endoplasmic reticulum; dehydrodolichyl diphosphate synthase complex. NCBI's taxonomy places the organism in Eukaryota, Fungi, Ascomycota, Eurotiomycetes, Eurotiales, Trichocomaceae. The record is from RefSeq and is a predicted model, not a curated record.